GGGAGUCUCCUCCUCCCCGCAGCGAGGCUCCGGCUCCCCGCACGCACCGGAGCGCCGGGCUCCCUCCUCCUGCUCCUCCUCCCUCCCUCCCUCCGCCUCCUCCCCCCCUUCCCUCCGCGGGUCGCCGCGGCUCCGGGAGGAGCGGGGGGGGCCCCGCUUCCUUCCCUCCCCCCCUCCUUCUCCCACCCUCAGCGCCGGGAGCGCCCGAGCGGAGGCAGACCGUACCCGGUGUAGCCCAGGCCCUGGUUCAGUUGCUCGGUGCAUGCAACCCAGAGGCAAAGCUCUCCUGUUAAGGCAGCAUUGGGGCUGAAGAAUGUAAAAAGGACAGAAUUCAGGAAAUUGAUUUCCGAAUCAACUCGCUUGGCCCGACUGCAUGAGAAUAAUUUAUUUUUAAUGGUGCCAAUGCAGCAGAGCGGAAGGUGGUGCCUGAGCAAUUCAAAAUGACUGGGACUUCUCCCUAAGGUGAAGUUAGCAUGCAAGAUUAGAGAUCAAGAUGAUAGUAACAUUAACGAUAGAAGUAACGCUACAGGAGAGUCAAAGAGCAAUUACUGUGUGGCUGAGGAAGUAAAUCAUAACUGAAAUGCAAAAGUUCUGUAUUUUACUGUGAACUGCUUGAAAUAAAAACAGACCUGAUCCUCUUUCACACUGAAGUCAAGUGCAAAAUUCCUCUUGACUUCAGGAGAAGCUGGAUUAGCUUUACACAAAAGGACCACGUUGUCCUCUGGGAAGCAGCCAUGGGGUGCAUUAAAAGCAAAGAAGACAAAGGUCCAGCCAUGAAAUACAGAACUGAUAAUACUCCAGAGCAAGUUAGUUCCCAUGUCAGCCAUUAUGGAUCAGACUCAAGCCAAGCAACACAAUCACCGGCAAUAAAGGGAUCAGCAGUUAAUUUUAAUAGUCAUUCCAUGACUCCUUUUGGAGGACCCUCAGGAAUGACUCCCUUUGGAGGUGCAUCAUCUUCAUUUUCAACUGUGCCAAGUCCAUAUCCUAGUACUUUAACGGGUGGUGUUACUGUAUUUGUGGCCUUAUAUGAUUAUGAAGCUAGAACUACAGAUGACCUUUCAUUUAAGAAAGGUGAACGAUUCCAGAUAAUAAACAACACGGAAGGAGACUGGUGGGAAGCACGAUCAAUUGCUACAGGAAAAACAGGCUACAUCCCAAGCAAUUAUGUAGCUCCUGCAGACUCCAUUCAAGCAGAAGAGUGGUAUUUUGGUAAGAUGGGCAGAAAGGAUGCAGAAAGACUACUUUUAAAUCCUGGGAACCAGCGUGGAAUUUUCUUAGUAAGAGAGAGUGAAACCACUAAAGGUGCUUACUCCCUUUCCAUACGUGACUGGGAUGAGGUCAGAGGUGACAAUGUGAAACACUACAAAAUCAGAAAACUUGAUAAUGGUGGAUACUAUAUCACAACCAGAGCACAAUUUGAAUCCCUACAGAAGCUGGUAAAGCACUACAGAGAACAUGCUGAUGGGCUGUGUCAUAAGCUGACAACUGUAUGUCCAACUGUGAAACCACAAACCCAGGGACUAGCGAAAGAUGCCUGGGAAAUUCCUAGAGAAUCUUUGAGGCUAGAGGUUAAGCUGGGCCAAGGAUGUUUUGGUGAAGUGUGGAUGGGAACAUGGAAUGGAACCACAAAAGUAGCAAUCAAGACACUAAAACCUGGUACAAUGAUGCCAGAAGCUUUCCUGCAGGAGGCGCAGAUCAUGAAGAAACUACGACAUGACAAGCUUGUUCCACUGUAUGCUGUUGUUUCUGAGGAACCAAUCUAUAUAGUCACUGAAUUCAUGACAAAAGGCAGCUUGCUAGACUUCCUAAAAGAAGGAGAAGGGAAGUACUUAAAACUCCCGCAGCUGGUUGACAUGGCUGCACAGAUUGCUGAUGGCAUGGCUUACAUUGAAAGAAUGAACUACAUCCACAGGGAUCUUCGGGCAGCUAACAUCCUUGUAGGAGACAAUCUUGUGUGUAAAAUAGCAGACUUCGGUUUAGCAAGGUUAAUAGAGGACAAUGAGUACACUGCAAGACAAGGAGCUAAAUUUCCAAUUAAAUGGACAGCUCCCGAGGCAGCGUUGUAUGGUCGGUUUACAAUCAAGUCAGAUGUGUGGUCAUUUGGAAUUCUACUGACAGAACUGGUAACAAAGGGGAGAGUGCCAUAUCCAGGGAUGGUGAAUCGGGAAGUUUUGGAACAAGUGGAACGUGGAUAUAGGAUGCCUUGUCCACAAGGCUGUCCAGAGUCUCUCCAUGAGUUAAUGAAACUGUGUUGGAAGAAGGACCCUGAUGAGAGACCAACAUUUGAAUAUAUACAGUCUUUCUUGGAGGACUACUUUACUGCUACAGAACCACAGUACCAGCCUGGAGACAAUUUAUAAGCCAACAAUCUAUGUAACAUGCACAAAUCUGCCAAAUGUAAAAGACUUGCAAAGAAUUCCUGAUGUCUUUAAGGAAUCAAAGGAAAGAAAAUCUUCGCUACUUUGCAUGCUUUUAAUGGCAAACUGGAAUUUUGUAAUACAGUUGCACAAAACCACUUUUGAAGUGUUAUAAUCUAAUUUACCAAUGAUGUGAUUUUUUUUUCUUUUUCCCGACUUAUCUCGGGGUCCAAAGGAAGCUUAGUGAAAAUACAGAAUGGUAAAACGAGUAUUGGUGUGAACAAAAGCAGCAAAACCAAUGUUUCAUAUCCUUUAUUUUCCCAGCAUUUAAUAAUCUUUCUGCUAAAGAGGGAAUUGUCUGGAAUUGCAAGUGAUCUUGAGGUAGGACAUUUUUAAAGCAGAGGAACUUUAUGGGACCAAACAAUUCCAUUCCAGUUCUGUAAGACUUCCUGCAUUCAAAAGUACAUGAGUAUUUUUCCCUUAGAGGUGGUACAACCCUGUUGAUGCAUAGUCUUGAUCUUCACGCUUCCUCUUGCAUAGACUUAAUUAGGGUAGGCAGGUUAAAAGAGAAAUUGGAACAGUGUGAGACAAACUUUGAUCUAAAUAGUAGACCUCAAUAGCGAAAUUAGAGAGCAUAAUGCACUGUGUUAAUACAUGUUAUUAAUGUAACUGGAAAAUAGCAUCAGAGUUUUCUUUUUUUCUUUCUGCAUAGCUAAUUAAGAAUAAUGAAGGUAACUAGAAAAUGAGGUAAUAUUUUAUAAAGUUACGCUGAUAAAGUAUGAUGAUAUUUGAACUUGAAACUAUAAUAAAAUUGGGGUAGGGUGGAAAUCCCUUAAUAUUCUUAUCUCCAUCUCACAAAGAGCUUUUGUAUGCGAGAACUACCUGAACAAAGCUCACCGUGAAAGCAAGACUGAAGCUGAUAAAUGGCCGCUUUUAGUCCAUUUUCAGACACAGAUUUGGUACUGUUAUAUGUGGCUUUUAUAUUGUUAAUAAGGGUGGGUGCCACAAAUGUAAACUGUCACUAGUUCAGGGAUUUAGUUGCACUUUUGCUUUUCUUGACUAUUAAGACACUCUUACACACAGUUUCUCUUCUCACUUUCGCCCUUCCCGUAGAAUUAUUUAACUAAAAGUAAACAGAAGAAAAUGUGAAAGUUUAAAAACUAAAGGGAUAAAGUAUAUUUAAUGUUGACCGAAUAUAGUGACAAUGAACUUUUGCUGGCAUUCAGCACAGCUUAUACAACAUCUAGAUUUAUUUUCUUCCGCUGCUGACAUAUCGAGCAAUAACAUCAUGUCUUCUAUUCAACAAUUUGCAUGAGGUUUUUGAAUUUCUGAUCAAGCUUGUAUAAUUUAAUUUUGAAACACUAAACUCAUACUUACCUGGUGGGUUGAAAUUAAUAUUACUCUUGUAAAGCUAUCCAACAAGCGGAUUUCAGAAAAGUUGGUAAUAUAGUUCCGGUACUAAACCUGACCUUUUCUUCAUGGAUUUACACUACAUUGAAUCCAACUACCAAAUGGAUCUGUAUAAGACCAGUGCCAUCAUUUCCAUUUUCCCUCAUUAUCCCUUAUCACCUGUAUAGCUGUGGUUAUCAAAUUUUAAAAGGGCUUUAUGUAAAAAAAAAAAAAAAAAAAAAAAAAAAAAAAGCCAAAAAAUUUGAAUUUUAAUUUUUCUAAAUAUUUUAAAAUGAAUAACACAAUCAUAUGAGUUUAUGUAUUAAUACAGCUAUAACAAAGAAUGCCAAAAAAUGACACUGGCAUUGUUUGGAUUUUAAUUACUGAAUGGAACAAUUCAUUGUAGUAACACUUGUAUAGUAAAGGAAUAAAACACUAACUUAAUGAACGUGUUCAUUGUAAAUGGUUGUGUAUUAUAAAACUUCCCCAAAAGAGAUUGUAUGUUUAUGAAAAUUUAUUUGUGUUUCACCUCAAAACCUUGAUGUGGUUCUUACCCUAACAGAGUUUAAAAUUCACAUUCACCUUUUUUAUAUAAAUAGUAAUAAGUUUAAUUAUGUAACUAAGUAUUUUUAUAAAGUAUGGCAUUGUUGAACUGUUUUGCAGAAUUGGUUCAAAAUAAAUUUCUCCUUGAUUGUCUCUGCUUAUUUUAAAAAAAAGAAAAGGGGAAACAAAAACAGAGUAACCUUCUUGGGGAGGGGAGAAGGGAGGGAAUAAAAGGGGAAAUUGAACUUUGAAGCGACAGCUACCUUGAGGUGUAUGCUUUUCUCUGUAAACUGUUUUAAUGUACUUUCAUAAAAGAUGCUGAGUUCAUGGUGUGUUAUAAACUAUUGCUGUGAAAGGAAGACUUUUUCUAGAGCAGUUCAGAAGUCCUUGGCAAGAGCUGGCUAAAACAAUUCUGUCUAGGCUUAAAAUUGACCUUGGAUGGACAGACGGACAGACUUGGCAUUCUUGGGACAAAAAUUCCAAAGUAGACUCUCAGUUGGUGAUCACUGCUGCACCGUAGGCAAAUACACUUCCUGUUUCUUACUUAUCUGGCAUUAGCAGUCACUGUUGAUUUCUGUGCAAUUUUCAGGGAAUUUCAUAAAUUUGUUCUUGUGAUAGUGGAUAUUUUUUCUCAAUUACGUUGAAUGUUACCUAUCUCAAUGACCAGUACUACUCAAAUUCCACAUUCUGAGGUGUAUAUUCAGUGCCAUUGUAGAUUAAGCAGCUAGUACUGUCAACAUACUGUUUGAGUUUCAAUAAUAACUAAUAGAGCACUACAAGAGUUCUUACAGAAGCUAUGAACUGCAAAGUUUACUGUAUUUUUAAUAGUUCCUGUAAUGUAAUUAAUGUUUUGCUGUUUCUAAUGACAACAACACUGUAAUAUUUCUAGUAAUCUGUACUCUCCCUGUUCUCCAUCAGACCUUGUCAUACCCAUUUUCUUGUGGUAGGGCUGCAGAUUGUUUCUGUCAUGCAUUGUUUCAAGAUGUAGUAUUUGAAAAAUAUUUUCAUAUGAUUUUUGAGUAAAUAUCCAAACAUAGAAGUGUGUAUGAUCCUACUGUUUCGAUGAAAUACAUCUUAUUUCAGCAUAAAGCAUCAGAAAAAGAAUCUUAUGUGUUCUUAGCCUUGAAAGCAUUGAAUUUCAUCAUUCAUUACAUUUAUGACUAGCUCUUACCUCUGAAAAUGAGCCUUGGAAGGGUAAUUGAGGGGUGGGAGGAGGUGUCUCAUAACUUGAUGAUGGGUAGAAACAAGACAGAAAAUUAUUCUUACCCUCAUUCUUCCAAGUUACUGGCAAUUCUGAAAUAUGAUCUACACCAUAUUGAGAAACCACAACUGUGGAAUGAAUAUAAACCUAACAAUCUAAUAAUGAGCUCCAAACUCUUGUUAUUUAUUUCAAUCUGUUUAAUCCAAUAAAAUUUUGUUCUUUUCUGUGAA
This is a messenger RNA of Rhea pennata, 5720 nucleotides long. RefSeq names its product YES proto-oncogene 1, Src family tyrosine kinase (gene YES1). Gene Ontology annotation, cellular component: extrinsic component of cytoplasmic side of plasma membrane. Gene Ontology annotation, molecular function: non-membrane spanning protein tyrosine kinase activity; signaling receptor binding; ATP binding. Gene Ontology annotation, biological process: innate immune response; cell surface receptor protein tyrosine kinase signaling pathway; protein phosphorylation. The record is from RefSeq and is a predicted model, not a curated record. The coding region runs from base 735 to 2360 and encodes 541 amino acids. The transcript has 16 exons. NCBI's taxonomy places the organism in Eukaryota, Metazoa, Chordata, Aves, Rheiformes, Rheidae.